AAUCAUCUUGGCCAGGAGAAGUACCGAUCGAAUUAUCGAUCGAUCAAAAAAGAUAAAUAUAUACCGUAAUUGUGCUGUAAUAGCGGCGGAAAUAUAGUUUGGAAUUGCGAAAAAUAUUCGAGUCGAACAAGUGUUUUUCUGUGUACGAAAUCUAUCUUGAUCUCGACUUCGAGGCCCACUUCCACAGUCCUAUUCUGAACAUCUAUUCUGAUAUAAACAGUCUAUCUGUAUAGUCCUUUAGAUACCUCAUUGUUUUAUGUAGAAACGUAUGAUUUCAAGCGACACACGAGUCAAAUGUCAAACGACAUGGAGGAUUCUGUGCAAGUGACCGAUUUGAGCGAUCACCGACAGCAUCAUCAUCGAUAUCAUCAUCAUCAUCAUUAUCAUCAUUAUCAUCAUCAUCAUCAUCAUCAUCAUCGAGGUAGAACGCCCGUGGGUGAGAUUGGUGACGACGAGUGCAGCACCGACAGUGGCUGCAGCAGCGGCGGAAGUACCGGAAGCGGCGAACGUCUAUCGCGACGCGGUAGCGGUGAACGUUUGUGCAGAUCCAGUAGGUCUCCGAGAACGCCGUGCUAUCCAGAGCGGCUGCGAGGACGAACGACACGAUCGCAGGAGCGGCUUAGCACUAGCGUGCAGAGAUCGUCGGAGCGCACUUGGAGCCCUCCCGAAGACGUCAGGAGUCUACCUCGUGGUGGUAUCUCACCCUCAUCGUAUUCCUCCAGUCCUUCGGAUGCUCACAGCAGCAGCGAUAGCGACUCCCUUAAGAGGCCCUCCACAGCGGAGACUCUACGACGGGCCUUUCAGAGUCUCAAGAUUACCUCAUCCAAAUGGGAUAACAACAACAAGGAGAAGAAGCACGCGAAGAAGAGCCCGAAGAGGAUUUUGCGUAGCCCGGUGCCCUAUAUAUAUGUCCGAGGACCAUCCGGUCUACCCACUCAAAGGAUUCCCCGAAACUCCGGUUUUCAGCAGCAAACUAUACAGCCGUGCUCCUGCCAAGAUCUGUAAUCGAUUAAUAUCGGUCCUACCGGUAGAUAUCGAUUGCAUACAUCGCUGGGCGAAUUUGAAGACAUCAGGAAUGUUGCAAGGAAUAUCAGGGGGAAUAGCG
Mycetomoellerius zeteki is the source of this 1105-nucleotide messenger RNA. Its product is annotated as SKI/DACH domain-containing protein 1. NCBI's taxonomy places the organism in Eukaryota, Metazoa, Arthropoda, Insecta, Hymenoptera, Formicidae. Bases 295 to 1005 code for a protein of 236 amino acids. The transcript has a single exon. The record is from RefSeq and is a predicted model, not a curated record.